GAGAGAGACGGACGGCGGAGGCUCGUGGUCAGCCAGUCAUUCUCCUACUCGUCCACUGUAGUUGAAAAACAAGCGCACUCCGCCGCCGUCGUCCACUGAAUCGAGUGGCUCCUCCUCCCCCACUCCCCACUCUGCCGACUAUCUCCGGCCCACGCCGCCUGGACCGCAGGAUACAUUGGCGAGCGAGCAGGGGAGCGGAGCGAGCGCCGGCGGCCGGCCGCUGCGUGCCGGUGAGGAGCACGGAGGUCGCGCGCCGGCGACGCCGUCGUGCUUCCACUUCCGGUGCUAAACCCGCGUGAUAUCUAGAACAUGAUCACCAGAGCUACUCAAAUGGAUGGUGGUGUUUCCUUCCAUGUGUAUCUGACUAUCAGCUCCUGACGGCCCGGUGCCGCAAACAGAGGAGCAUAUUCUUCUAGCACCACAGGUUGCCGUGCCAUCGCUUAUUGAUGAUCCAGAGUUUAUAAGUUGGGGAGGUGGACCUUCGAUAACUCUUCAGUAUCUACAAGUUCCCUGGUUAUGAGGUUCCUAUCAUCCGUGGGUCUGCCUUGUCAUCCGUGGAUGGCCACGGUCAUCCUCCCCCUCCUCCUGCUCCUUGUGCCUCUCACCGCUGCCCAAAUGUGGCCAUCUUGUGGCGAGAGCGGCGACUACGAAUCAAAGAGCACCUACGAAGCCAACCUCAGGCUCCUCUCAUCCACCCUCCCGAAGAAAGCAGCAUCCAGCACCACCCUCUUCGCUACCGACACCGUUGGCAAUGUUCCGAAUGUCAUCUUCGCCCUCGCACUCUGCCGUGGGGACACCAACUCCUCUGCCUGCGAGGGUUGUUUGGUUACCGCCUUCCAGGACGGGCAGGAGCACUGCACGAACAAUAAGGACGCCGCCGUGUACUAUGAUAGCAAUCCCUGUAUGCUCAGGUUCUCCAACCAGAAUUUUCUCGCCACCACCGUCAAUGAACAUAUACUCGUCAUUGGGAGCAUCGAGAGCUUGAUGAACUUCCCGAAGCUCUUGUUGUUCACGCUUCUGAACAGCACGGCUCAAUCGGCCGUGAACAGCUCAAGGAGGUUCACUACCUCACGCUUAGACGUCAGCUCCUUCCCUACACUCUACUGCCUUAUGCAGUGCACACCAGACCUGACCGCGGACGACUGUGCGGCCUGUUUGCGGCCUUACAACCAGUAUACACUCAAGUACAUGGAUGGUAAGAAAGGUGGUCGAGUACUGGGGACACGGUGUACCAUGAGGUACGAGACAUUCCCAUUUUUCCAAGGGGACCCCAUGCUGCGUAUUAUCAACUUGGCAACUGAAGUUCCGCCAAACAACAACACUAUGCCGAUAAUUACCGCGAACCCAGCCCCGCAGUCGCAGUCGCCGGUUGAAGCACCACCACCUCCGGAGGCGCAAGCAACCAUCCAAGAACUUCAUGAAGUAAGUCAGGAAAUUAGAGCUGUAUUCUACACGAAAUUGUCUUUCAUGGCAGUUGAUUUGGUCUAUAUAGUUGCAAUGUCUGCUUACAAGUUGGCUAGUUGCUUACUGCUUAGUGGAUGGAUUAGAAUAUAUGUGCUCACUAGUGGAUUAGAAUCAAUGACACAACUCACGCAAGAGGGCGCUCUGGAUUAUCACUGUGGCAGCUCUAUUACUGUCAAUAUUUCUGUGUAUUAUCUGUUUUGUUGUAUGGAUGAGAAGGCGAAGAAAAGGCCGGAAGAGGACGCAUUGGCUUGGAGAUUGGAACAGAAGAGUUCGGAGUUCAUUCUGUUUGACUUGUCUGAGAUAUUACAUGCUACACACAACUUCUCCAAAGAAAACCUACUUGGGCAAGGUGGUUUUGGCCCUGUCUACAAGGGCCAGUUACCAGAUGGAACAGAAAUUGCAGUUAAAAGGCUUGCCUCACAUUCAGGACAGGGUUUCACAGAAUUCGAAAAUGAAGUUGAACUUAUUGCAAAACUACAACACAGUAAUCUGGUCAAGCUCAUGGGAUGCUGCAUUAAGGGAGAGGAAAAACUUUUGGUGUACGAAUAUUUGCCAAAUAAGAGCUUGGACUUCUUCAUCUUUGAUGUUAACCGAACAACUUUGGUUGAUUGGAAUAAAAGAUGUGUGAUAAUCGAAGGGAUAGCCCAAGGUCUACUGUAUCUCCACAAGCACUCUCGGUUGCGCAUCAUACACAGAGACCUUAAGGCCAGCAACAUUCUCUUGGACCAGGACAUGAAUCCUAAAAUUUCUGAUUUUGGGCUAGCAAAAAUUUUCAGCACCAAUGAUACUCAAGGAAGCACAAAGAAGGUGGUGGGAACAUAUGGUUAUAUGGCUCCGGAGUAUGCAUCUGAAGGAAUUUACUCGAUCAAAUCUGACGUGUUCAGUUUUGGUGUGUUGCUUCUCGAGAUCCUUAGUGGAAAAAAGAAUUCUGGUUUCCAUCAGCAUGAAGACUUUCUUAACCUCCUUGGAUAUUCAUGGCAUCUCUCGGAAGGAGGGAGAUGUCUUGAGCUUCUAGAAGCAUCGAUUGUUGAGGAGAUCCAUGCAGCGGAGGCUAGUAGGUACAUUAACAUUGCGCUAAUGUGCGUACAAGAGCGCGCAGACGAUCGACCAACCAUGUCGACUGUCGUCUCAAUGUUAAACAGCGAGAAUGUUAAUCUUCCAGAGCCUAAACAUCCGGCGUACUUCAACCUAAGGGUAUCUAAGGAAGAUGAAUCGGGUAGGGUUCCAUACAGUAAUAAUGCUGACACCAUCUGCAGUAAUAAUGACUUGACCAUCACUGAGGAGCCAGAUGGCAGAUAGUUAAUCACUUUGCUUCAGUUGUUGAUGGAAGUGCUAGCAAUCAGACAACUGGCAGGCAGACCAGGUCAAGUAAACUAGAGCAGAUCAAGUAAGAAUAUCAUAUUUUGGUUCUGAAGGAUGGCGACCGGCGUAUCUCUGUAGCGGUUGUUAGGUCCUCCGUUAAUACUGUAUUUAGCUUUUGUGCACCGCACCAUCGUUUUACACUGGUGGCUGCUGCCGUAGGCUUUAAUAGAAGACUUGAAAUCCAAAGGAUUUCAAUCUGACAACAGAUGCAUUAACUGAAUCCUGCUGGGUAAAAUAUGUGUUGCAUCUGUAUGUGCCUUCCA
Molecule: messenger RNA, 3089 nt
Organism: Triticum aestivum (bread wheat)
Lineage: Eukaryota; Viridiplantae; Streptophyta; Magnoliopsida; Poales; Poaceae
Product: cysteine-rich receptor-like protein kinase 10
Exons: 12
Coding region: 517-2763 (748 amino acids)
Biological process (GO): protein phosphorylation
Cellular component (GO): plasma membrane
Molecular function (GO): ATP binding; protein serine/threonine kinase activity
Source: RefSeq, a predicted model, not a curated record